Molecule: messenger RNA, 532 nt
Organism: Ceratitis capitata (Mediterranean fruit fly)
Lineage: Eukaryota; Metazoa; Arthropoda; Insecta; Diptera; Tephritidae
Gene: Cpr65Av
Product: flexible cuticle protein 12
Exons: 2
Coding region: 131-454 (107 amino acids)
Cellular component (GO): chitin-based extracellular matrix
Molecular function (GO): structural constituent of chitin-based larval cuticle
Source: RefSeq, a predicted model, not a curated record
AAUUAUACUGCAUUAGUUAGCGAGCGUAAUUGGGAUAACGACAAGCGCGGCGGUAACAAUAUCUGGGAAACACAAACACUCGAAUAUUUAUUCCUAAAAUAGUGAAAUAUUUAAUCACAACAAAAACAAUAUGAAGUUCACCGUGAGUAUCCUGGCGCUCUGUGGAUUAAUUGCCUUCGCCUUUGCUGCUCCACUCGACGACUCAGCCAACGCACAGAUUUUGCGUUAUGAUAACGAGAAUAUUGCCGAUGGAUACAAAUUUGGCUAUGAGACCAGUGACGGUGUGACGCGUCAGGAAGAGGCUGAGUUGAAGAACGUCGGCACCGAACAGGAAGCGAUUGUUAUACGUGGUUCGGUCAGUUGGGUUGCACCUGAUGGUCAAACAUAUACAUUAAAUUAUAUUGCCGAUGAGAAUGGUUUCCAACCAAUUGGCGAUCAUUUGCCGCAUGUUUAAGGUUAAAACUCAUAGUGAGAUUAAAUGAAAUUAAUUAUUUUUUAUAUGUAAUUUUAGUGUAAUAUAAAUAUUAUAUAA